AUGACCAAUACGCGGCUGAGCCACGGUAUUGCGACAGUUCAUGCUAAUGCAUAUCCGCCCGAUUCUUCUCCGAUAUUCCACGAAUCUCUAUCUCGAUCAGAAAUAUCCCCGAUACGGGACGAAAUAAUUCAUCUUGCUUUACCCGAGGAAUCGUCUCGAAAAACAAGAUUGGAGAGAAUUGAUCGUCGUGAACAACUUUUUUCAGUGCACGAGAUGAGACCGGAGGACAUCGGGAUCCUGGCGUUCAGAGGCGAUCCCGACAAGCAACCCUUCAUGGUUGGCUACUUCAAGAGUUCCGGCAUCAGGGAGUCGAAGGUGCGACAGAAGCGGGAUGCCAGGAGAAGAAAGAAGAGCGAGUCAUCGAGCCUGGAUUAUCGGAAUAAUCCGUACACCGAUCCCGGUACACAGUACAACUCGAGGACCUGCAAAAUCCAAACGUUGUACGUCAGCUUCAGGGAUCUGAAGUGGCAGGACUGGAUCAUAGCACCGGACGGAUACGACGCAUAUUAUUGCAGCGGCGAGUGCAAUUUCCCUUUGAACGCCCAUAUGAACGCGACCAAUCACGCGAUCGUCCAAACGCUGGUGCACCUGGUCAGCCCUGGUAAGGUACCAAAGCCUUGCUGCGCCCCCACCAAGCUCUCGCCGAUCUCAGUGCUGUAUUUCCUCGACGAAAGCAACGUUAUACUGAAGAAGUACAAAAACAUGGUCGUCAAGAGCUGCGGUUGCCAUUGAUCGGCCGGGAUUACCGACACCACGAGUGUCCACGAAUACCCCAGAACUGAACUGCGAAUCGACACCUUGAAAUCUUGAAUCGGUGCAAUCCAAUUCGCUUUUCAUUUCCUGCCUCUUUUCCUUUCUUUCAUUUCGAUCGAGUUCGCAAUCUCGUUCAUUCGGAGCGAUAAGAUAUGG
Messenger RNA from Apis florea (little honeybee), 909 nucleotides. RefSeq names its product glass bottom boat (gene gbb). Gene Ontology annotation, cellular component: extracellular region. NCBI's taxonomy places the organism in Eukaryota, Metazoa, Arthropoda, Insecta, Hymenoptera, Apidae. Gene Ontology annotation, molecular function: cytokine activity; growth factor activity. The record is from RefSeq and is a predicted model, not a curated record.